AGCCACGUUGGCUCAGCUUAGCGAACUCACGCGCCCCAACGGUGGGAAACUAGUUCAUCUGAUUUCUGCGUGGAAAAUCAUGGCACGUAGAAUUUGCAUCCUGUGGAUCAUGCUGUUCAGCCAUGUGUACGGAGAGGCUGAGCAUCAAAAAAGGCUGAACAAACUCGCUGAGCUCUUGGAGGAUGAAGGUGACAACUUGAAGGCUAUGGCAGCUGCCCUUCAUAAGGAGUCCGGCACUGUGGAGGAUGCCAUCUCCAGACAAGAGGAUUAUGAUUUAUUACGACCUGAAGCGGCAGCCAUCAAGGCAGUAGCCAGCGGUACCAACAUGUUGAAUCUGGGAGGGGAGGCCCUUAGCUCCUCCGUGAAGGGCCUCAGAGGUUCAGAGCUUCAAACGGCGCAAACAAUGGGAUCCGCGGUCAGCUUAGAGGCUGUGGACGGUGAAUCUAGUGAACUUGACUCGAAUCUGGAGCAAUCCCGGGGUUCUCGGACAGUGGGCAGGCCAUCUUCCCAAGUGGGAACCCUAUCCCGGGAGGAGAAGAGGUUGCAAGAUCUCCUCGGCUUGCGCUGAAAUGUCAGAGGCCGUUGCAGAAGGUCUCCUACGUUGCGCACAGAUGGAAAAAUGAGUUCCUUUCACACCCUUACACAGUGUCAAUGAGAUAGGUGCAGGUGCCACCAGAUUGCCUCCAAGCUUCUUGGGUGGGUGAUGGUACUCGUAGGAACAUUGACCGCGUCAGCAACCAAGCGAGUCAGCAAUUAC
This is a messenger RNA of Cladocopium goreaui, 757 nucleotides long. The record is from the annotation of a GenBank genome assembly. NCBI's taxonomy places the organism in Eukaryota, Dinophyceae, Suessiales, Symbiodiniaceae.